AUGGGCAACGACACGAAGCUUGUGACUGAUUUACUGCGCCGUUUGUCAACCACCUUCAAAAUUCGGGAUCUGGGCACGUCGAGCUUCUUUUUAGGGAUUGAAACGGUUACAACAGACACGGGACUGAUUCUCUCCCAACGUCGGUAUAUGAAGGACCUACUGGGCCGCGCUGGUAUGACGGACUGCAAGCCUCUUGCUACACCAGCUGCAGUAACCAAGGCAGUAACACCCUCGGAGGAAUUAUUUGACAAUCCCACACAAUACCGGCGCAUCGUAGGUGCCUUGCAGUACGUUACUAUUACCAGGCCAGAUCUGUCAUACGCUGUAAACAGGUUGUGCCAGUUCAUGCACUCGCCAACAGUUGAUCACUGGGCUCUGGUUAAACGUGUCCUGCGCUACAUCAAGGGGACUCUCGAUUACGGGCUGUGUCUCACACCAUCCGCAUCCACCGCCUACAUGCCUACUCCGACUCUGACUGGGCUGGGUGUCCGCUGGAUAGGAAGAGUACGAGCGGGUAUGCAGUCUUUCUGGGUAAGAAUCUCAUAUCUUGGUUAUCCAAGAAGCAACGCACUGUUGCACGUUUGUCAACAGAAGCCGAAUACAAAGCCCUUGCUGAUGUUUCCGCCGAGGACGAAACACGUUGAGAUUGACUACCACUUUGUCCGUGACAAAGUAGCAUCUGGGAAUUUUCUGGUCAACUAUGUGUCUACCACUGAUCAGCUAGCAGAUGUCUUCACCAAACCAUUUCAGGACCGCGGUUUGCUGCUUUACGGGACAAGCUCAAUGUGGAGGCUUUCCGACCUUGUGCUUGAGGGGGUGUGUUAG
Molecule: messenger RNA, 825 nt
Organism: Ipomoea nil (Japanese morning glory)
Lineage: Eukaryota; Viridiplantae; Streptophyta; Magnoliopsida; Solanales; Convolvulaceae
Exons: 2
Coding region: 1-825 (274 amino acids)
Source: RefSeq, a predicted model, not a curated record